Molecule: messenger RNA, 2323 nt
Organism: Diprion similis
Lineage: Eukaryota; Metazoa; Arthropoda; Insecta; Hymenoptera; Diprionidae
Product: cardioacceleratory peptide receptor-like
Exons: 10
Coding region: 353-1606 (417 amino acids)
Biological process (GO): G protein-coupled receptor signaling pathway
Cellular component (GO): membrane
Molecular function (GO): vasopressin receptor activity
Source: RefSeq, a predicted model, not a curated record
ACAAUGGACAACAAUGAAUUAGAGGAAAAAGGAUGUUUCAAAGAAAUACGUCCAAUACGGUGACGCCCAGGCUUAGCUUCUGCUGAAAAUGUGCCCUGCUGUCAAGUGGGCGUAACGAAGCGAAGCUCCACCGCCAUUUAUCACUGCAUUGCGUUUAUUACAAGAGAAGCACGUGUGCCUCGGCCACAUUCAACCGCAUCAUUAAGGCGAGUUCCUCUACCAUAAGCAGUCCUCAUCGACGUCCAACGGCUGAUCUCGUGAGGCGAGCGUUUUCCAUCCGUGUCCAACAACUACAGGCGCCUCUAAUAAUGACGUGAAAUAAUGCCCGAGGAAAUUUUCAAGUGGUCCAAAUAUGGAGGAGGCAGAAUGGCUGCGGGAGAACCUGAACUCGUCGAUGCGAUACGGGGCUUUCUCUCUUGAAACGAAUGCCGGCUCUGCGGCAAUGAACGUGACCCUAAACGUAUCCAGCCUUAACCUUACGCAACAGGAAGAUGGGAUCAACAUAUACUAUUUUUACGAGAAAGAGCAGUUCGCCGUUAUGGGCGGUCUGUUCUUCGCAAUAGUGAUUGGAAACGGGGCUGUACUGGCGGCGCUGCUGUUGACCAGAAGCCGGAAGUCGAGAAUGAACCACUUCAUAAAGCAGCUGGCUAUCGCCGAUCUUCUCGUCGGUCUGAUAAACGUCGGCACGGAUAUCAUUUGGCGUUCGACGGUCGACUGGCUGGCUGGAAACCUUGCCUGCAAGCUCAUCAAGUAUUUUCAGGUAGUCGUGACCUACAGCUCGACGUACGUCCUCGUCGCCCUGAGCAUAGACAGGUACGACGCCAUCGCACACCCAAUGAAUUUCACCGGAGGCUGGUUUCGGGCGAAGUGUCUGAUCGCCGCAGCCUGGAUUCUCUCCUUCGUGUUCGCCAGUCCGGUCGGAAUCCUUUUCAAGCAAGCGGUCGUAAACAACAAAGUUCAGUGCUGGAUCGAGAUGGAGGAAAAUCAAUGGCAAAUUUACAUAUCUCUGGUGAGCGUGACUUUGUUCAUCCUUCCGGCUAUCAUCAUCACGGCUUGCUACACGUGCAUCGUUUGCACUAUAUGGAACAAGAGUAAACAGAUUAUACCGAAAGUACAACGGCCUAAGAUAAACGGCCACUUCGACGACGAAGAAGUCGCACGACGCGCGAGCAGUCGUGGUCUCAUUCCUCGUGCGAAGAUAAAAUCCGUCAAGAUGACGCUGGUCAUAGUUUUUGUAUUCAUCGUUUGCUGGUGCCCCUACAUAAUAUUCGACCUGCUACAAGUGUUCAAUCACAUACCGAGAACUCAGACCUCCAUCGCUGUGGCCACCUUCAUCCAAAGUCUGGCGCCCCUCAACUCCGCUGCAAACCCGAUAAUCUACUGUGUAUUCUCAUCCCACAUCUGCAGAAACCUGAGGUACUUGCUUAGAAAGCUGCCUCCAGUUCGAUGGAUUCUUGGUGGUCCGCGGGCAGGUCGAAUGGGACAAUCGAGGACUGACACGACAAGCUUGACGGAAGGAGUCCAGAGCACGCGGGUUCGUUCGGUCCAUUCGGUUCACGUUGCGCGUGCCUCGCACUGUUUGCGUACUUCGAACCACAAACUGUAAGGACGAAGACCUUCGAGGAAGGCGGUUUCGAGGUAAUUGCUUGACGGUGCGAAUAGCUGUCUGGGUUAAAUUUCGGGGUUCGAUCCCUGGGUGAGUGGCGGCAAAAGAGUCGAGCAUACGCCGAGGGAGAAUCGACGAGCUCGAAAGUAUUAAGUGGUAAGAUAGGUGAUUGGCGGAUACGAGAGGUGACAAGGAGUAUACAGGUGUUACAUACGUAAGUCGAAAUAUAAAUUGACUGGCGAAUGCACCGCUGUGCAGUAGCCGGUCGAUGUUAAACCGGGGAAAAGUUUUCGCUAUACAUAAAAAACGUCUAUACCUAUACCUUGAUGUACUGUAUACAAUGAUAUCCUGAUGAUAAUGGUAAUGAUAACAUGGAAUGAUUAAGACAUUAUUAUUAUUAUCAUCAUUAAUGUUGACCAUAUAUGUUAUAAUGAAACUAUGAUUGUUAAAUGUAUAUUGUUUAUUUGUUACAUGUUAUACGUACUUGAUAUAUACAUGUACCUAUGUGACAACGCGGUUAAACCGUCUUAGUGUAAUAACCGAGCUAAGAGGAGAGACGUUGAUGUACGAUGAAAUCUCUGUUGAACAGUAUUACUAUAUAAAUAUUAUUAUAUAUUGAUCGACGAAUUGAUUUUAAUUGAUUGCGUCGUAGGGCACAUAAAAUUCACGACAUACACACGGACAUACCUAUAGAAAUAUAUAUAUAUAUAUAUAUAU